ACUCACUUACAGGCAGCAGGUGCCCUUUUUUCUCUCUUUAUCCCCCCCUUCCUUAAUCUUAGCGUUUCAUCCUAUUCAUCCGAUUACUGUUAUUCAUCAAUUCUGUUGCUUCAACCGUUGUUCGGUUUUAGAUCCUUGAUCUCAGUUUCUGUUGCUUCAAUCGUUCGUUUUUAGAUCCUUCAUCUCAGUUUCUUUCCGUUGUUUCAAUCCUUCGUUUUUCGAUCUUUUUUUGAUCUCGGUUUCUUUCGGUCGUUUCAAUCGAUCGUUUUUACAUCUUUCGUAGUUUUGCUAUUUCAAUUGUUAGUUUUAGAUCCUUGAUCAGAGUUUCUGUUGUUUCCGUCUGUUCGUUUUUAGAUUUUUAAUCUAAGUUUUGUUAAUCAAUCGUUCGUUUUUCGAUCGUUUUUGUUGUUUCAAUCGUUCGUUUUUAGAUCGUUUUUUGUUAAAUCGUUAGUUUUACAUAUCUGAUCGCACUAGAUUUAUUAUUAUUUCUGAAUUUUGUUGUUUCAAUCGUUCGUUUUUAGAUCGUUUUUUGUCAAACCGUUCGUUUUACAUCUCCGAUCGCAAUAGAAUUAUUAUAAUUUCUGAAUUUCAGUCGUUCGUUUUUUGAUCGUUUUUGUUGUUUUAAUUGUUGGUGUUUAGAUCGUUGAUUGUGAUGGGGAAGGUGACGGUUGCAGUGGCGGUGAUCGGAGGCGCAGCGGUGUGUGCUGCAGCGGCGUUGGUUGUGCGACACCGGAUGCAGAUAUCAAAACAAUGUGUGAAGUCUGCUGAUAUUCUCAAGGAAUUGGAGGAGAAAUGUGCGACUCCUACGUCGAAAUUGAGGCAGAUUGCUGAUGCGAUGACGGUUGAGAUGCAUGCUGGACUUGCUUCUGAAGGUGGUAGUAAGCUUAAGAUGCUUAUCAGCUACGUUGAUAAUCUUCCCACAGGUGAUGAGGAAGGAGUGUAUUAUGCGUUGGAUCUUGGGGGAACAAACUUUCGGGUUCUGCGGGUGCAGUUGGCUGGAAAGUCUGGUAUCGAGUUUCAAGAGUUUGCUGAGGUGUCAAUCCCUCCUCAGUUGAUGGUUGGAACUUCAGAAGCACUUUUUGACUACAUUGCCGCAGAACUUGCUAAAUUUGUUGCUGAUGAAAGUGAAAAGUUUCGGCUUCCUGCAGGCAGACAAAGGGAGUUGGGUUUCACCUUCUCGUUUCCUGUCUUGCAAUUAUCUAUUGAUUCCGGGACUCUUAUUCGCUGGACAAAAGGCUUCUCUAUUGGCGAAAUGGUCGGCAAAGAUGUGGUUGCGGAAUUGACAAAAGCAAUGGAAAGGCAAGGUGUUGAUCUGCGUGUUUCUGCACUGGUAAAUGAUACAGUUGGAACAUUGGCAGGAGGGAGAUACGAUAACAAAGAUGUUUUUAUAGCCGUGAUUUUGGGUACCGGAAGUAAUGCAGCUUAUGUGGAACGGGCUCAAGCUAUCCCAAAAUGGCACGGCCCACAUCCUAAAUCAGGAGAGAUGGUGAUCAACAUGGAAUGGGGUAACUUCAGGUCAUCACAUCUUCCCUUAACUGAGUAUGAUAACACACUGGAUGCUGAAAGUUUGAACCCUGGGGAACAGAUUUUUGAGAAAAUGAUUUCUGGCAUGUAUUUGGGAGAACUUGUUCGUAGAGUUCUAUGUAGGAUGGCUGAUGAAGCUGCUCUUUUUGGAGAUACAGUACCCCCCAAAUUAAAAACUCAAUUCAUAUUAAGGACACCUGAAAUGUCUGCAAUGCAUCAUGACACAUCAUCUGAUCUCAAGUUGGUAGGGAACAUAUUGCAAGACGUAUUAGAGAUACCCAAUACAACCCUCUCAACAAGAAAAAUAGUGGUUGAGGUAUGCAAUGUCAUUGCCACACGAGGCGCUCGUCUAGCCGCGGCAGGAAUUCUAGGCAUUCUAAAGAAAACCGGACGGGAUACAAUUAAAGACAGUGAGGUCCCCAAGACUGUCAUCGCGAUGGACGGAGGAUUAUACGAACACUACAAGGAAUACCGACAUUGUGUCAAGAACACUUUGAACGAGUUAGUCGGGGACGAACUCGCAAAACACAUUAAACUUAUACACUCCGAGGACGGGUCCGGAAUCGGUGCUGCUCUUCUUGCCGCCUCUCAUUCCCAAUACAUCUAGGUGUUUGGGUCCGUUAGAAGGUGAUCAGAAUCGCGAUGUUGUCGUUUACAUACGAUAUGUUCUGGUCUAGAUGUUACUUUGAUUACGCCUACUUUGGCGUGGGUAUAGUGAUCGGAAAUUGUUGUUGAAACUCCCUUCAGAGUUCUUAGGAUAGGUGAGAUCUGUUUUGGAAAAUGGUUUAAGUUAUGUUGAAGAUGUAUGAAUUUAUUUAGGAUGUGAAAGUCGCAUUGCUUUUGCUACAAGUUUUGU
Molecule: messenger RNA, 2380 nt
Organism: Helianthus annuus (common sunflower)
Lineage: Eukaryota; Viridiplantae; Streptophyta; Magnoliopsida; Asterales; Asteraceae
Product: hexokinase-1
Exons: 9
Coding region: 653-2131 (492 amino acids)
Biological process (GO): intracellular glucose homeostasis; glucose 6-phosphate metabolic process; glycolytic process
Cellular component (GO): cytosol; mitochondrion
Molecular function (GO): D-glucose binding; fructokinase activity; glucokinase activity
Source: RefSeq, a predicted model, not a curated record